Acinonyx jubatus (cheetah) is the source of this 4022-nucleotide messenger RNA. It is a transcript of the gene FAM177B, whose product is annotated as family with sequence similarity 177 member B. Bases 483 to 1004 code for a protein of 173 amino acids. Lineage: Eukaryota; Metazoa; Chordata; Mammalia; Carnivora; Felidae. The record is from RefSeq and is a predicted model, not a curated record. The transcript has 5 exons.
AAUUUUUUAAAAGACCCUUAGAGGAUUCUAAUCUGCAGACAAGUUUGGUGCCCACUGGGUUCGUUCACUGCCGGAUGUGUAAAUAUAACUGACCUUCCCACAACUCAAACACGUUCCGCCCUGUAAACAGCACACAGAGAAUGCUUCCACGUUGGCAUAUCCCAGGGCCCUGUCUGGCCUCAGCCUAGCUUCUCUGAUUUAUCAUCUACCGAACAACUUCUGGCACCGAAUUUUGUACUACCUUCAAAGCCAGACAUAACGAAUAAAAGCAAUGAAGGAAAAAGCAGAGGAAUAAAUGUAGAACUGAACAGUCCUUCCUUGGAUUUGAAGAAUUGAUGAGAUCGCAGCUACGUUUACAUCUGAAUUCUCUAGCUUUACCAUCCAUUGAAAAUAACUAGACACCUCUCAGCUAUAUAAACACUGCCCUGGGCAACUGGCCUGAAGGUGCCCUGUUUUAAAUUCACUAGUUGUUUUAUUUCCUUAUGGAAAAAGACAGUUUCCAGAAGUCAGAAUUAGAGAAAAGUAGGUCUUCCAAAAGAACUACUCCCAAAAGAAUUAUCCAUUUUGUUGAUGGAGACAUCAUGGAAGAAUAUAGCACCGAGGAGGAGGAAGAGGAAGAAAAAAAGGAACAGAAAACAAAUUCAACACAUGAUCCUUCUAAACUCUCAUGGCAGUCGUACCUAUGGUUUUGGGCAGGGCAAAUAGCAAGCACCUCAUUUUCUACAUGUGAAUUUCUUGGUGGAAGAUUUGCUACCUUCUUUGGUCUUACUCAACCCAAAUAUCAGUACGUGUUAAAUGAGUACUACAGGACACAAAAUAAGGAAAGUGACAAGGAAAGUGAAGGGAAUGCGCCAAAGGCCCGGCCAACCAAGGUUCCUAAUGAAAAGUGUCAUCUGGAGGCUGGGGGCCAAGAGUAUGGAACCAGACAACAGGACACUGUGAAGGGUGUUCCUCGGCAGAGCGCCUCACCCAGGGAGGGCCUGGCACCUGAUUUCAGCUCAUAAUGGGCAGCAGGACUGUGGUUCCUCUGGAUGUCUGUUCCACCACCACUGACGACCAUGGCAACAGCCAUAGGUAGUGCUUCUGAGCCAGUCCUGAUUUUCAUCUCCUUGUGAUUUAUUCUCUAGCAUCCAGUGAUUGCAAAGCAGUGAUGAGAAUAAUUAUGGAUGCUUUCUCAAUUUUAUAAGCCUCCAACUCAACUCCCCCCCAAACCCCCCUUCCCUGGUUGUGAUCUAUUAGUACUGACAUUUGCACAGAAGUGUAAAUGACUUAAGGAAUUGGAUCUGGCAGUUUGGGGCUGAAACUUCAUCAUGGGGCUAGGGUGCAGAAAAGAAUCUCUGUUCCUCAGAAGAAACCUUGGGCAUUAUGAAGUCUAAAUAAGUCCCCUUUCAAGGUUUGGUGUAAUGUGGGUGCUUCCCAGUAACCACCCUGGCUUAGUUGGGGCUUGCUUUACAAUAAGCAAACACUGCUAGCAAUUCUGGGUUUCAAUACAUCAAAGUCUUUGAGAAUUGGGUACAUUUCCCUCCACAUAGUUAAACAAUAACAACAACAACAACAACAACAACAACAACAACAACAACAACCUAAACUCUGGAAAAAGUAUUUGGAAAAAUGGAUGAGUUUGUUUAUUUGCCAGCAAAAUUCAAAAACCUGGAAAGAUCAGGGGCGCCUGGGUGGCUCAGUCGGUUAAGCGUCCGACUUUGGCUCAGGUCAUGAUCUCACAGUUCGUGAGUUCAAGCCCCGCAUUGGGCUCUGUGCUGAUAGCUCAGAGCCUGGAGCCUGCUUCCGAUUCUGUGUCUCCCUCUCUCUCUGCCCCUCCCCUGCUCAUGCUCUCUGUCUCAAAAAUAAAUAAACAUUAAAAAAAAAUAAAAAUAAAUAAAAUAAAUAAAAUAAAAACCUGGAAAGAUCAAACAUGGAAAUCAUAGCUAGCUAUCACUGGUUGUGCUACCCAGGGGUAGCUGUGAGGUGACAGAAAACACAGCACUUGCAGUAAUAAGACCUGAGGUCAAGUCUUAAUUCUCCCAUUUACUAGUUGUGUGAUUUUAGGUGUCCAGAUUUCUGAGCCCUAGUCCCUUUCUUUGUAAAAUAGGCGUGGCAUAUAUUUAUUCCUCAAGGGUUGUUGUUAAACAAAAUGAGAUAAUAAAUGUGGAAACACUUUUAAAACUGACAACUCGACGUUAAUGCUUAAUUAAUGGCUGUUAUAGAUGGUUACACUGAAAGUCCCCAAAGAGCCAUGACUUCUGGAAUUCACACCCUGGUACAGUCCCAUCUACAUUGACUCUGGGCUUGGCCAUGUGACUUGUUUCAGCCAAUGAGAUAGUAGCAAAUGUGAUGAAAGCAGAGGCCUGAUAAGCACUUGCAAAUGGGAACAUGUGGUCUUAGAAACUCUACAUUGUAAAGAGGCUUGGACUAGACUUCUGAAUAGUGAGAGGCCGUACGGAAAGAGGUUCCCCAGGAUGAACGUCUGUCUCGCACAUUCCAGUCCCGGCCACGCUCCUCACCAAAUGCAGCCGCAUAAGUGACCUUCUGUUAUCCCAUGUGAAGUAGAUGAACCCUGCAGCUAAGCCCUGUCAACCCACAGAAUCAUGAGAAGUAAGAAAUCAUUACUGUUUUAAGUUUUGGAGUGGCUUGUUAUGCAGUCCUAUGUAACUGAAAUAAAAGCUCUAAGACAAGGGGAAGUUGGAGUUGAUUUGACAUGAAAUCAAGAGAAGGCCUGGAGAAUAAGGUGUAAGGUGUAGUCCGUUGAAUAUAUGAUAAGACAAGUUUUGCUGCAUAAUCAGACAACUCUAAAAUCUCAGUGGCCUGAAACAACACAAGUUUAUUUCAUUCUCAUAAGAAGUCCCCUGUCAGUUGAGGUGGCUUCCCAGAGUGUCCUCCGUGUGUUGGCUAAGUGGUGGAUGCAUCUUUGAUCUUCUGGAUCCUCCACACUGUGAUGCUUUCAGGGCUGCUGAAGCAGAAAUGGAGUGGAUAGGGAAGCUCUGGCAACCAAUCUCUCCACUAAGAAUGAAUCAUGUCACUUCUAAUUAUGUUUCUUCCACCAAAGCAAGUCACAUGGCCACAAUUAACACUAAGGAGUGUGAGCCUCCUAAGUGAGCUGAGAAGGGGAAACUCUUCCUAAUAGUGGCAGUGUGGGAUAAAUGAUAGGUUCAAGAGUCAAUAUGAUGUUGAUUAAAUCUCAGCUCUGCUGCCUCUUUGUAACCCAAUGGCCCUGUGCAAGUUAUUCAGUUUCCCGAUGUCCCUGUGGGUAAAACAGAUUUGAUACAGGAAGCAAAUUCAAUGUGAACUAGCUCAUGCAACAAAAAAACAUUUUUUGGAAGGAUAUUAAGGUAUUUCAUGGACCCCAACGGCACAUAAAUUUCAGUAGGUCUAGAACAAAUCUGGUAAACACAUACAUAAGUACUACUCUCUCCAUUUCUCAUCUUUCCUACACAUGAGAAAGAUCACUCCAUAGCUCUUUUAUUUUGUAAUCUUUACUUUUAUUGAGAUAUAAUUGACCUAUAAUGUUAUUAGUUGCAGGUGUACAACCUAAUGAUUAAUUUGGUAUAUAUUGUGCAAUCAUCACCACAGUCUAGUCAAUAUCCACGACACAGUUACCGAUUUUUUUUCUUGUAAUGAGAACUUUCAAGAUCUACUCCCUCAGCAACUUUCAAAUAUACAAUGUUAUUAAUUAAAGUCAUCAUGCCUUAUUUAUUUUAUAAUUGGAAGUUUGUACCUGUUGACCACCUUCACUCUUUUCACCCACCCAACAUCCCUCACCUCUGGCAACCACCAGAGGUGGUUCACUGUACUAGGAGUUUGGAUUUUUAUUGCUGUUUGUUUUUGUUGGUUGGUUGAUUUGUUUUCAGAUUGCACAUAUAAGUGAGAUCCUGCAGUGUUUGUCUUUCUUUGUCUGACUUAUUUCAUAAGUCAGAAUAGCUGAUGUAAUAUGAUUUAGCAUAAUAAUGUCCUCCAGGUCCAUCCAUGUUGUUGCAAACAGAAAGAUUUCCUUCUUUUCGUGGCUACAUAGUAUUUCACUGUGUGUG